AUGCAAUGGUGGCACUCCUCCAAUUCGAGAUCUACGCUGGACACUAGACACUGGACACUGGACACUGGACACUGGACACUGGACACUGGACACUGGACACUGGACACUGGACACUGGACACUGGACACUGGACACUGGACACUGGACACUGGACACUGGACACUGGACACUGGACACUGGACACUGGACACUGGACACUGGACACUGGAGACCAUCACUUCCACUUCUCUAACAUCCCUGUCUUUUACCAGCCCUGAACCAGACAUCGUCACCGAAGAACUAAAUCCCCCCAAUGACCGGAUGGCUCGUGCAAGCCCUGUACACCACGUACUGUGGUGA
Penicillium diatomitis is the source of this 339-nucleotide messenger RNA. RefSeq lists its product as uncharacterized. NCBI's taxonomy places the organism in Eukaryota, Fungi, Ascomycota, Eurotiomycetes, Eurotiales, Aspergillaceae. The coding region runs from base 1 to 339 and encodes 112 amino acids. The record is from RefSeq and is a predicted model, not a curated record. The transcript has a single exon.